Callorhinus ursinus (northern fur seal) is the source of this 1008-nucleotide messenger RNA. The record is from RefSeq and is a predicted model, not a curated record. Lineage: Eukaryota; Metazoa; Chordata; Mammalia; Carnivora; Otariidae.
AUGUCUUUGGUGUUGAAUACGUUGAGGUGUCUGGUAAUAUGUCUUAAAUCUAGUCUUCUGUUUUACCCGAAGGAACGGAAGGAUGAAAUCGCCACCGUGGAGACCAUCAACAAUGGCAAGUCCAUCUUCGAGGCCCGCUGGGACAUCGACACUUCAUGGCAGUGCCUCGAGUACUAUGCGGGCUUGGCUGGAUCCAUGGCUGGCGAGCAUGUCCAGCUCCCAGGCGGAUCGUUUGGUUAUACCAGAAGAGAACCGCUUGGCGUCUGUGUGGGAAUAGGCGCGUGGAACUACCCCUUCCAGAUCGCCUGCUGGAAGUCGGCACCGGCCUUAGCAUGUGGUAACGCCAUGGUCUUCAAGCCCUCUCCCUUCACGCCGGUGUCGGUGCUGCAGCUGGCCGAAAUCUACACGGAGGCCGGCGUGCCCCCCGGGCUCUUCAACGUGGUUCAAGGAGGGGCAGCCACGGGCCAGUUUCUGUGUCAGCAUCCUGACGUGGCCAAAGUCUCCUUCACCGGGAGUGUGCCCACCGGCUCGAAGAUCAUGGAGAUGUCAGCUAAAGGAAUCAAACCCGUCACUUUGGAACUGGGAGGCAAGUCUCCCCUGAUCAUCUUCUCCGAUUGUGAUAUGGAGAACGCUGUGAAGGGGGCGCUGAUGGCCAACUUCCUCACGCAAGGCGAGGUUUGUUGUAAUGGCACAAGAGUAUUUGUGCAAAAGGAAAUUCUUGAUGAAUUUACAAGAGAAGUAGUGAAACGGACCCAAAAGAUAAAAAUCGGAGAUCCCCUUCUGGAAGAUACGAGGAUGGGUCCCCUCAUUAACCGCCCACACCUGGAGCGAGUCCUUGGGUUUGUUAAGCUGGCAAAGGAGCAGGGUGCUAAAGUGCUGUGUGGUGGAGACAUACAUGUACCCGAAGAUCCCAAAUUGAAGGAUGGAUAUUACAUGAGACCUUGUGUACUGAGUACGUCCUCUUCUUGUUUGUUUUUAAACAGUUUGAAAUAAAUGUCAGAUAGAAAA